This is a messenger RNA of Saccharomyces cerevisiae S288C, 1329 nucleotides long. RefSeq names its product Dxo1p (gene DXO1). Gene Ontology annotation, cellular component: cytoplasm. The transcript has a single exon. Bases 1 to 1329 code for a protein of 442 amino acids. The record is from RefSeq and is marked reviewed. NCBI's taxonomy places the organism in Eukaryota, Fungi, Ascomycota, Saccharomycetes, Saccharomycetales, Saccharomycetaceae.
AUGUCAACUGAACAAGAUGCUGUUCUUGGAUUGGCCAAAGAUUUAGAAGGUAUAAAUUUGCUUACUGUGCCCAAUCUCGAGAGAGGACACCAAAGUAAAUUAUGCAAAGAGAAAACUACUUCUGAUUCAUCUUCGUCAAGGAAGCCUUCACAACAGAGAGACAAUUAUAGAAAGAGACGUCCGAAACUUAUAUGUAUCCCAUAUACGUCUUUUCUGCAUACUGGUAUGCACAAUUUUUUGACGAAACCACCAAGAGAUAUAUUUCAUGAAAGUAAAGAAGUAGCUCUGUUUACCAAUGGCCGGGCUUAUACAAUCCUACGCAAAGACCUUAUACCAAAUUUGAAAGAAAGUAUUGCUGAAUUGUAUGAAAGCUCGCUUCUUGAGGCAAAAAAGCGGAAAGUCCCGUAUUUAGGCCAUGACUUAUUUGCUAAUAUUGAUGAGUUCGUUCCCAUGACAAUAUCCGAAUUAGAUAGUGUAUCACCGUGUUUUUCAUACAUUGAGAACUGGAUACUAGAUAAUCCUGGUAAGGAUUUUAAGAUCGGCAAGAAAUUUACUGUUGUAACCACAAGACAUCAUAUCGUAGAUUUGACUAUGCAUCUCUUUAACAGGCGAAAUAGACAAACGUCACUAAUUGUAACUUAUAUGGGGGCGGGCCUUCUUUCAUUUUGCAGAAAUGUAAAAAAAGAUUCUCAAAUGUCCAAAGAGGGCAUUUAUUCAAAUGAUCCAAAUAUGAAGAAAAUUUGCUAUUCAGGAUUUGAAUUUGAAAAUUGGGUAACCGAAAAUUCCAAAGUCGCUGAUUUAACUGGCUCUAAAUGUCCUAUUUUUUCUCUUGUAGAGAGUAAACUUUCAGAAGAAAUUGGUCUUUUAAUUCGCUGCGAAAUGGAUGCAUUCAAUCCUGUUUCGGAGACAAACACAGAACUAAAGUGUUUUGCCCCAUUAUCAAUGCACAAUUCCAAUCAUAGGAGAAAACUUCUGAAAACGUGGGUACAGACGGGUUUAUUACCGAACUCAGAUAUCAUGAUAGGUUUGAGGGACAGUCAUAGCGGUCAAUUACUAGACAUUCAAUGGUACUCAAGGGACUUAUUAUGUAAGAAAUUCAAUCACCCAGGUCUACCUACAAAUAAAAAGGAACUUAACUAUAAUGCCCAAAUUGCGGUAGAAUGGUGUCAUUAUUGUAUUGAAGCAAUUUGUAAGCUGGUGGAGGCAAAUAUCUCUGACUAUAGCAGUACAAAACCAGAAUCAUUUGAAAUCGGUAUAGAUACUAACAACGCCAUCGUCAUCACUAAACUUAAGACUACUCCAAGAAACGUAGAAUUAUUUGGAAUGUAG